AUGGUCAUUGGUUGGCUUAGGAUGGGGUCGUGGUUCACGGGGAGCACAAGUUGGGGGAAAGAUGUAGUAUCUUCGCAAGUUCUUCAAGUCGCUGUUGCUGCGUAUGCCCUUGCAUCGGCGAGGAAGAAGCGCAAAUGGGGCGGAUCUGUUCGAGGCCACAUUACCUAUGACCGCGAGCGUGCGGCAGCUGCAAUUAGGUUGGAGAACGACUACUUCGGGCCUAAUGCACUAUACAACGAGGAAAUGUUUCAUCACCGGCUAAGCUUUUCACCAAAGCAGAAAUAUGUGGUUGCAAUGAAGAUGCUUGCUUAUGGGUCAAUUGUAGAUGCUUUAGAUGAUGGACAACAGUAUCUUAGGAAACCAAAUGCACAAGAGUUGGAACAUAUCCUUGCUGUUAAUAAGGCACGUGGUUUUCCUGGAAUGAUUGGGAGUAUAGAUUGUAUGCACUGGGAGUGGGAAAACUGUCCUAGUGGCUGGGGAGGAAUGUACAAGGGGCACAAAGGCAAGCCAACUCUAAUUCUUGAAGCUGUGGCGACCCAGGAUCUUAGGAUUUGGCAUGCUUUUUUUGGGCUUCCAGGAUCUCACAACGACAUCAACGUGUUGCAGCGUUCUCCAGUGUUUGAUGAUUUAGCUAAUGGGAAUGCUCCUCCUGUGGACUUCACUGUCAAUGGUAACCCCUACUGUAUGGGUUACUACUUGACAGAUGGAAUAUACCCCGAGUGGGCUACUUUAGUGAAGAGCAUUAGUGCACCUGUGAGCAAUAAACAGCAGGUCUUUGCUAAACAACAGGAAAGUUGCAGGAAGGAUGUUGAACGAGCAUUUGGUGUGCUACAAGCUAAGUGGAAGAUAUUGCAUGGUCCAACAAGACUUUGGAAGGCUAAAGACCUGAAUGCUAUAAUGCUAGCUUGUGUGAUCCUCCAUAACAUGGUCAUUGAAGAUGAGCGUAAUGUUCAGUUACCUACAGUUGGUCGCAAUGAGUGGCCUGGCCGGGACAAUCCACCAUUACAUCAUCUUGUUAAUAUUCCUAGCAUUGAUGAGCUAAUAGAUGCAUACUCGAUUAUCCAGGACCAGAGUACUGCACGAUCUCUCAAAUCUGAUCUGGUUGAGCACAUGUGGACGCUUUAUGGUUCUAACUCUGGUCCAUUUGCUAGGACAACUAGACAGUAA
This is a messenger RNA of Panicum hallii, 1167 nucleotides long. RefSeq lists its product as uncharacterized. NCBI's taxonomy places the organism in Eukaryota, Viridiplantae, Streptophyta, Magnoliopsida, Poales, Poaceae. The transcript has 3 exons. Bases 1 to 1167 code for a protein of 388 amino acids. The record is from RefSeq and is a predicted model, not a curated record.